AUGACUGCGUCUACCUGGGACGAUGGCGCCGGUCGGUCGCUCCUUCCAUCACUCCUUUUGACACCGCUGACCUUCGCAACAGACAACUCGGGCUUCCGCCCCGAGAAUGUCAGCAAGCACGAUGAGGGUACUGCUGGCUUCGGUGACGACUCCAAUGGCGGCCCCGCUGGCGUUGGCGACGAUGAUGACAGCUGCCGCAUCUGCCACGAGACCGGCCACUACGCCCGCGAAUGCCCCGACAAGCCUGAGGGCAGUGGUCACAUCAAGGCAGACUGCCCAGUGGCGGCCACCGUCACAUGCAAGAUUUGCAAGGAGGAGGGACAUUCCGUCGAGGAAUGUGAGAUGAACCGUAUUCACAAGAUGUUCAUCGAUGCGGGCGUCAAGAUCAUGACUGCUGAUGACGCUUGGCGCGAGAUUGAGGCGGCUGACAAGGACCGUGAUAUCGAAGACUUCAAGGUGGCUUUCAAUGCCUACUCUCUGGCGUGCCCGGACAUCACCCUUGAGGAGAUGGAAGCCGCUCUCCGCGCGUUCGGCGGCAACACUCACCUCAUCGCCAAGCAGCAGGAUGUCGCCGACACACAGACCAUCGUCAACCUUCAGGGUGUCCCCGGUCAGGAGUUUGUGGUCUCCUUCCAGCUAUCCAGCAAGCCACGCCGCRAGCACUUCGCCGAGGGCUGGCCAUCAAGCUCCGAGGAGAACGACGAGCGCCUUGCCAAGGCUGGCUUCGUCAUGGACGGCUUCGUCCAGAAGUGUCGCAACUGCGACCAGAUUGGUCACCUCAGCAAUGCUUGCGAGGAGGAGAAGAAGGAGAGCCGUGGCAAGGUCGUCGUCAACUGCAGCAACUGCGAGGAGCCUGGUCACAUCGCGCGUGACUGCACUGCUCCACGCAAGAUCAACCGCAACGGCUGCAAGAACUGUGGCUCCUUUGAGCACUAUCCCAAGGACUGCACCGAGGAGCGCUCAGCUGAAGGCGUUGAGUGCAAGAAUUGCAAUGAGAUGGGUCAUUUCUCGAAGGAUUGCCCGAGCCGUGUGGAGCAAGUCUGCUUCAAUUGCCAGCAGCCUGGCCACCGCAAGCCUGACUGCACGAACGAGCGCGUGGUCAAGUGCAAGAACUGCGACGAGAUCGGCCACAUCAGCCGAGAGUGCAAGAAGAAGACCGACUGGACCCGCGUGGAGUGCACCAAUUGCAAGGAGAAGGGUCAUAGCUACAGACGCUGUCCCAACCCAGCCAAGACUGAGGAGGAUGCUGGCGACUUUGGCGAUGGCGGUAGCGGCGGAUUCGACGAUCCCGCYCCUGCUGCUGGUGGCGGCGGUGGUGGAGGCUGGGAGGACAGCGGCGAUGCGGCUUCUGCUGCUCCUGUUGGCGAUGCCGGUGGUUGGGGUGCUCCUGCCGAGGCCCCAGCUGCUCCCGGCUGGUAG
Ramularia collo-cygni is the source of this 1419-nucleotide messenger RNA. Its product is annotated as related to putative zinc finger protein. Gene Ontology annotation, molecular function: nucleic acid binding; zinc ion binding. NCBI's taxonomy places the organism in Eukaryota, Fungi, Ascomycota, Dothideomycetes, Mycosphaerellales, Mycosphaerellaceae. Bases 1 to 1419 code for a protein of 472 amino acids. The transcript is spliced from 4 exons. The record is from RefSeq and is a predicted model, not a curated record.